Triticum urartu is the source of this 894-nucleotide messenger RNA. The record is from RefSeq and is a predicted model, not a curated record. NCBI's taxonomy places the organism in Eukaryota, Viridiplantae, Streptophyta, Magnoliopsida, Poales, Poaceae.
UUGUUGGCCUUGCCCGAUUCUGUUGCCUAAACCGUUGGGUCGGACGCCUCCCCGUUGAUUCCUUCCCCGAAGUGGCAGCACAGCGCGCCACCAACGCCCUCGCGCGCGCAUGGUGAUGGUCCCCUCCGAUCCCUCCCUCCGUCCGCGCGCUCCCUAUAAAACGCGGGCGCCGCUCGCCACCCUCCCUCCCACCUCACACGCCGAUCAGUACCUGUGUCGCUGCCGCCGCGUACUGUGUGUGCCACCUGUCUACUAGCUUGUCUUGUCGAUCUCCGGCCGUCUCCCUCACACUCACAGGCCGUGAACCUUUUGCCGCUUGCCGGCGCGCGCAUGGCGCUGGAGGCCGUGGUGUUCGCGCAAGGCCACUUCGGCUACGGCCAGGCUCCGGGGCUCGGGCCCUGGUGCGACAUGGUAGGCGCCGGCGGGUUCCUGGAAGACUGCUGGGAUCAGCAGCUUUUGGCCGCCCCCGUGGCGCCCAAUGCGGAGGAUCAGUGGGAGCCGGUCUCCAGCUGGGACCAGUCUGAGGCGUCCUCCGAGGGCAAGGCGGCGGCGCCGGAGCCGGCCAUGGCAGCGGCGGCGACGGGGAGGAGGAAGCGGAGGCGCACCAAGAUCGUCAAGAACAAGGAGGAGGUGGAGAGCCAGCGGAGGACCCACAUUGCGGUCGAGCGCAACCGCCGCCGCCAGAUGAACGAGUACCUCGCUGCGCUCCGCUCACUCAUGCCACAAUCCUACGCUCAAAGGGGCGACCAAGCAUCCAUAGUUGGAGGGGCAAUCAACUACGUGAAGGAGCUGGAGCAGCUCCUCCAAUCGCUCGAAGUCCAAAAAAGCGUCAAGAAUCGCACCGGCCGAUCCCCUUUCGCCAGCUCCUUCACCCUCCCACAGUACUCCACCUCG